Molecule: messenger RNA, 807 nt
Organism: Candida dubliniensis CD36
Lineage: Eukaryota; Fungi; Ascomycota; Pichiomycetes; Serinales; Debaryomycetaceae
Product: arylformamidase
Exons: 1
Coding region: 1-807 (268 amino acids)
Molecular function (GO): arylformamidase activity
Source: RefSeq, a predicted model, not a curated record
AUGGAAGAUACAUCUAAAGAACAAGAAUUUAACUAUGGAGAACAUGACUUACAAAAGAUAAAGGUCUUUAAGUACAAGUCAACCAAUGCAAGCACGUUUAUAUAUAUUCACGGAGGUGCUUGGAGAGACCCCAACAACACAUUUGAUGAAAUGAAACCAGCCCUAGGCGUUCCCAAUGCCAACUUGAUGGGGAUCAAUUAUCGUUUAUCUCCAGAGGUCAAGCAUCCUGAACAUUUAAUUGAUAUAUUGCGAGCAUUGAGAUUUAUCAAGCAGAACUUUAACGUCAACCAAAUUACCUUAUUGGGGCAUUCGGUCGGUGCCACUAUGAUUCUCCAGUUAUUGCACUACAGACAGAUUGUACAUGAUGGGUUGAAGCACAUGGGCCAAGAUAAUUUGUCCAGUGUAGACAACGACCUUGAGAGGUAUAUCGAGGACAAUGUACAUUUGCUGCAAGUGAUAUUCUUAGAUGGCAUCUAUGACCUAGUUGAGUUAUUGAAAGAAUAUCCUGACUAUGCAUCAUUUGUGGACGAUGCAUUUGUUUCCAGCGACCAUGUUGUUGACUCGACUCAACUUAGUUCAGCAAAUGAACUGUUGAACGUGCCUUUCUCAUUGGUUUCAAAGGACACAAAAUUUUUGAUUUACCAGUCCUUGGAAGAUGAGCUUCUUUCGAUGAAACAAACACAUUUGUUGGUUGAUUUUUUGUCUUCAAGAAGCCAGGGGUUCACAUUGCAUGUAGGCAAUUGGGGGAAACAUGAAGACAUAUUUGGGAAAGAUAGAGAAAAGGUAUUCUCUGGUAGCAUGCCCUAA